UCGCGCGGGGAGGGGCGUACCCGUCACGUGACAAGGAAGUGCCGUUAACAGCGACGUCAGGGCGCCCCUGGAUGACGUCAUCCAGGGAGGGCGGGGCGCUUGGGCGGCUGAACUUCAGGUCUCCGGGUCUGAGUGUGACUUUAUUCAGUGAGAGCUCCUGUGUCCCACGCAGAACCAAGUUUCAUCUUCCCAGCUAAAUGACUUGUGUGCCAGUGAUACCAGAAUCCUACAGCCAUGUCCUCGCGGAGUUUGAGUCACUGGACCCACUUCUCACAGCCCUGCGUCUGGAUUCCAGUCGCCUAAAGUGUACCAGCAUAGCUGUGUCUCGGAAAUGGUUGGCAUUAGGCAGUACAGGAGGAGGACUCAAUCUCAUUCAGAAAGAUGGCUGGAGCCACAGGCUUUACCUUGCACACCGGGAAGGUGCACUCUCUCAGAUUGCCUGCUGCCCACAUGAUGACGACUAUGUUGCUGUGGCUACCAGUCAAGGUCUUGUAGUUGUUUGGGAAUUAAAUCAAGAGCGUCGUGGUAAACCAGAACGGAUUCAUGUGUCUUCAGAACACAAAGGCCAAAAAGUUACUGCUCUCUGUUGGGAUACAGCUCUUCUGAGACUUUUUGUAGGUGAUCAUGUGGGCAGAGUAUCUGCCAUCAAACUCAACACGUCUAAACAAGCAAAGGCAGCUGCCGCCUUUGUGAUGUUUCCUGUUCAGACAAUAACAACGGUCGACUCCUGUGUCGUGCAGUUAGAUUUUUUGGACGGAAGAUUGCUUGUGUCUUCGCUUACUCGAUCCUUCUUAUGUGACACUGAGAGGGAAAAGUUUUGGAAAAUUGGAAAUAAGGAAAGAGAUGGAGAAUAUGGGGCUUGUUUCUUCCCAGGAAGAUGUGCUGGGAGCCCGCAGCCUCUGAUCUACUGUGCUCGCCCUGGCUCCAGGAUGUGGGAAGUGAGCUUUGACGGGGAGGUACUGAGUACACACCAGUUCAAGAAACUCCUGUCGAUGCCACCACUCCCUGUGAUCACUCCAAGGUCAGAGCCCCAGUACGAUCACACAGCUGGACCCGCCCAGGCCUUGUUGUUCCCCAAACUCUUGCAUCUUAGCGAGCACUGUGUGGUGACUUGGACAGAAAAGGGAAUUUAUAUUUUCAUUCCUCAGAAUGUUCAAGUUCUCCUUUGGAGUGAAUUCAAGGAUAUUCAGGAUGUAGCUGUCUGCAAGAAUGACUUGUUCUGUUUGCACCUUAAUGGGAAAAUAUCCCAUCUUUCUCUGUUGCCUGUGGAGCGCUGUGUGGAACGCCUACUAAGGAGAGGCCUGUGGGACCUGGCCGCGCGCACGUGCUGCCUCUUCCAGAAUUCUAUCAUUGCCAGUAGAGCAAGAAAAACUUUGACUGCAGAUAAAUUAGAGCAUUUGAAAUCUCAGCUGGACCCUGCAACCUACAGUGAACUCAUUGCUCAAUUGGAUGAAUUGAUCUUAAAAUUUGAACCUUUGGAUUCAGCUUGCAGCAGUAGAAGAAGCUCCAUUUCGUCACAUGAGAGCUUUAGCAUCUUGGACUCUGGUAUCUACCGUAUCAUCAGCAGUAGAAGAGGCAGUCAGUCAGAUGAAGACUCCUGCUCUCUUCACAGCCAAACCUUCUCAGAAGAUGAGAGACUUAAAGAAUUUGCUUCCCAUCAGGAAGAGGACCAGCCAGAGCAGGGCUGCGGCUCAAAUGCAAGCGAAGACAAUACUUCCCAUGGUCCAGUGACACUUGAGACAGACAAGAAUGAGACGUUUCUCCCCUUUGGCCUCCCGCUGCCGUUCCGUGCUCCAUCUCCUCUCCUGUCUCUUCAGGCUGUCAAGGAAAGUGUUUCUAGUUUUGUCCGGAAAACUACUGAGAAGAUUGGCACCUUUCACACAGGCCCUGAGCUGAAAGAGAAACAGGACUCCAAGGAUGAUGGCCUAAAAGAGAAACAGGACUUCAAGGAUGCUGAUCAAGCAUGUGAAGAGGAAGGGGCUGCAGUCCCCUGUCCUCGGGAAGAAGACGCAGAAGGGAAGGAAGUAAGCAGUCAGCCUCCUGAAGAAGACAGGUUCCAAGAACUGGCAGCAGCAACAGCAGAAGCAAUGACAAAGUUACUGGAUCCUCUGGUUUUAUUUGAACCCGAGUCUCUAAGAAUGGUUUUGCAGAAGUGGCUUUUGCAGUUAGAAAAAGCGUUUGCUAUGAAGGACAUGGCAGGCAUUUCCAGUACUGGCAGUUCACCCACGAAGUUGAACCGGGAUGUGCCUCUACUUAGUGAAUCAGAAAAGAGAAUACUAGAUGAUGAUAAUGAAGAGGAAAAGAGGGACUCUUUAGGCAUUGAAGGAACUGGUGUUCAGAUGGCCUGCGAAUCUGAAAACAGCCUGACAGAGCCCCUGGGCGACCUCUUUCAAGUAUAUUCUCCAUACACCAUGGCAAGCAGUCUUCAGAAGGACCUGGUGGAAUUGGCAACGUUGUGCUUGGAACUGAAUGUGCUGAAUUCUACAGUGAAAAGCCUAGGCGGACACGCGGACCUUACUGCACAGCCGAGCUCUCCUGAAAUCAUGGCUUGUCAGUUCCUGAAGAAGUACUUUUUUCUCUUGGACCUGAAAAGAGCAAAGGAGAGUAUCAAGCUUGGUUACACUGACAGCCCUUGUGUUUGGGAUACUUUUGUUCGAGGACUGAGAGAAAUGGCAAGUUCCAAUCCCAUGUACCAGGAGGUGGAGGAAGGAGACCUACCGACGAGAUUAAAGUUACUAGAGGGGUCGGUUCCUUCUGAUAGUCCUUUGUUGAUUGCUUAUGCUACCCGGUUGUAUGAGAAGUUUGGGGAGUCUGCCCUUCGAUCCUUCAUCAGGUUUUAUCCAUCCAUCUCGCCUUCUGACAUCAUGCAGCUUUGCCGUCAAUGUCCUGCACAGUUUUUGGCCUAUCUAGACAGUCUUGUGAAAUCAAGGCCUGAAGAUCAGGGGCCAUCCUUCCUUGAGUUCCUUCUGCAGCCGGAGUCUUUAAGACUGGACUGGCUGCUUUUGGCAGUGUCCCAUGAUGCUCCACCAAGCACACUCACUGUGGAUGAUGAAGGACACCCCAGGCCUCAUUCCCAUUUGCUUUCCUGGGGUUACAGUCAGCUGAUUCUUCUUCUGAUUAAACUUCCUGCAGAUUUUACAACCAAAGAGAAAAUGACUGACAUCUGUAGGUCUUGUGGUUUCUGGCCUGGAUAUCUCACACUUUGCCUGGAGCUGGAGAGGAGAAGGGAAGCCUUCACCAACAUCCUGUACCUGAAUGACAUGAGCCUGAUGGAAGGGGACAGUGGGUGGAUUCCAGAGACUGUGGAGGAAUGGAAGCUUCUCCUACAUCUCCUGCAGAACAGGAGCACAAGGCCAGGGCCCCAGGAGUCACUAAAUGUGAGCCUCAGUGAUGGGCCUGCCCCCAUCACUGUGGAAAAUGUGGCACUCCUGUUAGCUAAGGCCAUGGGUCCAGACCGGGCCUGGUCACUGCUGCAGGAAUGUGGACUCACCUCUGAAGUAUCAAUGAAGUUUACCAGAACCUGUGAUAUGCUGAGGAUCGCGGAGAAAAGGCAGAGAGCGUUGAUACAAAGCAUGCUUGAAAAAUGUGAUCGGUUUCUCUGGUCACAGCAGGCCUAGUGGAAAUCUUGGCAGGACCUAAUAGCAUUUUGACAGACUGGAACUGUACUCCGGAAUCUUGAGAAUGAGUUUGCUGCUGAAGGAAAGGCGCCACUCAGACCAUGCACACGCUGGACCUGCUGUUCCAGGGUCUGCACUGAGGCAGUCAACAUCUGUGGCUCUGUGACCUCAGCAUUUCUCAACCGAAGUUGGACUUUGGAAGGAGUCAGUGUUCGUUUGCUGGGACCAGAACGCUGCUGUUCUCAGCCAUGUGGUAUUUAUUGUGUGCACAGUGUUGUUUCCUCUCCAUAGUCGAUCAGGGCAUUGUAUCCGGGAAUUGUUUUCCGCCGUGGCUCUCUGUUGGGAGCAGAAGCUCUGUUACAUGAAGAUAGUAACGUUAUUGACUGGAGUUCAGUUCUUUCUACAUCUUGUCUGAGGCAGUCUAGAAAUUGCUGGAAGGACCGGGAAUAAUGGUAUCGACAUAUAAUAAAUGUUGAAGAUUCAAAUUAGAUCUUUAAGUAUAAUAUAAAUAUCAAAGUUGAACUAAUUUAAAGCAUUUUUUAUUUAUUUGAUGUCUUUUAAUCUGAAUCUAUGUACAUUGACCAAUCACUGCAAAUAUGUUAUCUGUAAUCUUUUCUAAAGUGAAUAACCCAAGAGAGUCGUGCACCUUAAAAAUUACUUUUAAAAAGCCAUAGUAAGAGAAAGCCAAGGACUAAUAAAGAUUGUAACAACUGAUUGUGUCAUUUA
Molecule: messenger RNA, 4343 nt
Organism: Nannospalax galili (Upper Galilee mountains blind mole rat)
Lineage: Eukaryota; Metazoa; Chordata; Mammalia; Rodentia; Spalacidae
Gene: Hps5
Product: HPS5 biogenesis of lysosomal organelles complex 2 subunit 2
Exons: 23
Coding region: 198-3617 (1139 amino acids)
Biological process (GO): developmental pigmentation
Cellular component (GO): cytoplasm
Molecular function (GO): protein binding
Source: RefSeq, a predicted model, not a curated record